This is a messenger RNA of Protobothrops mucrosquamatus (brown spotted pit viper), 529 nucleotides long. RefSeq names its product ribosomal protein L30 (gene RPL30). Gene Ontology annotation, cellular component: cytosolic large ribosomal subunit. The transcript has 5 exons. NCBI's taxonomy places the organism in Eukaryota, Metazoa, Chordata, Lepidosauria, Squamata, Viperidae. The record is from RefSeq and is a predicted model, not a curated record. Gene Ontology annotation, molecular function: structural constituent of ribosome; RNA binding. Bases 135 to 482 code for a protein of 115 amino acids.
GAGUCGUUGUCGGUCGUGCUGACCCGCGUGGUUCUACGCGUUACGGCGAGGGACUGACUUCCUUCCUUUCCUCGUUGCCCGGCCAUCUUGGAGGCGCUCCUCUGGCAACGGCAGGGCCGACGUGAGCCGGCAAGAUGGUGGCCGCCAAGAAGACGAAAAAGUCUUUAGAGUCCAUAAACUCUAGACUUCAGCUGGUUAUGAAAAGUGGUAAAUAUGUACUUGGAUAUAAACAAACUCUGAAAAUGAUUCGGCAGGGCAAAGCCAAGUUGGUUAUUCUAGCGAAUAACUGUCCUGCUUUGAGAAAAUCAGAAAUUGAGUACUAUGCUAUGUUGGCCAAAACUGGUGUGCAUCACUACAGUGGCAACAAUAUUGAACUGGGAACAGCUUGUGGGAAGUACUACAGAGUAUGUACACUUGCUAUAAUUGACCCAGGUGACUCUGACAUCAUUAGAAGCAUGCCAGAACAAACCAGUGAGAAGUAAAAUUAAUAAAUUUUAAAUUUUGUGUAAUAAAACUGGCUAUAAAUCUA